AUUAUUUUCUAGGUAUUGAUAUACUGUUUAUUCUCACCUAUUUUUAUAUAUCACAAUUAGAAUCAGUCUUGUUUUUGAACACUAACUAAAAAUCACGAUUUCAAAAUGGGUAUGAAAGAAAUAAAUACAUGGGUUUUGAUUCGAAGAUACGAUAAACUUGAAUCUGAUACAGCAAAAUUGCAAACGAGUUUACAGAAGUUAACAUUAGGCCAUAAUUUAAUUCCGGAUGAAUUAAAAUCAAUGAUCUAUAGAUCGAUUGAUCUUGAGGAUGAUAGUUCACGAGUACUUAAAGUUCGACGGUUUGACAAUAAUCUAAUUCCAAUGUCAACUUUAUUGAAUGGAUCGUCAUCUGAAAAACCAUUCAUUAUAGACGUCGUUGGAGUUCAUCAAUUUUGUCCUGUCGAAAGUCGUACAAUUUUACCGAGUUACAUCGAUGCGAUCCAAUCUAAAUUUACAGAUUUAGAAAAUCGUGUUCAAUCAGCAGAAACGUCAUUACCAAAUUUAAACGAUAAGUAUGUGAAGUCAAUUGAAGACGCGGCAACUGAAUUAUCUACUUGCCUUCAUUUUCUCGAUCGCCGUCUUGAUGAACUCAUUCCGAAUUCAUGGCAAUCACAACUUAAUUCAUCAGCUUAAAAAAAAACAUGUGAAUUAAAUAUGGGGCAAAUUACUCUAAACUUUUUCCUGCUCAUUUCUUUUGAUUGUAUUUUCUAUCCCAUAAUUUCAUUUGCAGUCUUUUCUCAUCUUUUUUCAAACUUAUUUGCAAUCGCGAAGCGUGUUAGUGGGCAAGACUUCAGACAGGUGGCAGUCUGGCGUCUAUAUGGAACGAACUUCAAAGGGCAAUGCCAUGAAGACUAGAGAAGUCUAGUUUUUGUAGGCAAUGCAUUAUAAUAACUUGUGAAAAAUAAUUCAUUUGCUUACUACGGGAUUCGAACCCAAGCCUGGUCAGUUCUUGGCUUCUAGAACAAGAAUGUUGUCUGCUCGACCAUAACAGGGUGGCCACAAAGAAAUUAUUUCAAAAUUCCCUGAUAUUUCCCAGUUUUCCAGUAAAGUUUUUCACAUUUUUCCCUGAUUUAGAAAUUUUAUUCGUAUCUUUAAGAUAUUCAAAGUUUUUAUUAUAUUUUCAUUUUUAAUAAUUAAAUUUGAUAAUGAAAUCAUGCGAGAAACCAUAAAAUGGCAAUAAAAUAAAUUAAUAUUGCCUACUUUUGAUUAUUCGAUGUUAAAAAUGUAUAAGUUUAAAUAUUAAAUAAGAAAUUUUAUGAUUUAAAUAAAUUAAAAAUACACUGGUUACAAAAAUUAAGGGAUAUUAAAAAAAUUUCAAAUUUUUUAUUAAUUUUCAACAGUUUGUAACUCGAAGGAAAAUGGUCGUACAAUAAAAACAAAAAGUCAAACUGUAGCUUCAAGUGUCUAGUUUUCUGAGCUGGGUCUUUAAAUUUUUUUAUUAUGCACGGUUCCGGAGCAAUUAAAAAUCAACCAUAAUUAUCGAAAAAAAUUUAUUGAAGCUCGAAGACCGUUUUUAGGACGACCAAAAAUUUGGUAAAUUUCUUUUUCGAUAGUUUUCUUAGGAUUACUCCGGAACCGCACAUAAUAAAAAAAUUUAAAGACCAGAUCAGAAAACUAGACACUUGAAGCUACAAUUUGCCUUCUUUGUUUUUGUCUUAUGACCAUUUUCUUUCGAAUUACAACCUGUUGAAAAUCACUUUAAAAUUUGAAAUUUUUUUGACAUCCCUUAAUUUUUAUAACUAGUGUAUAAUUUAAAAUUUUUUAAAUUUUGAACUGUUACAAUUUAAUUCCCGGAUACUUUUCGGAAUUCCCUGACAUUUUCAUGAUAUUUCCCGAUUUUCCCGGUUUGUGGCCACCUUGCACAAGCUCUGGUUCACCAUAAAAAAUUUUUUUUCGGGAAUAAAUAACAAUUUGCAACUAAAAACAUGAAUUUAUUUUUAUUUAAACAAAUGGAAAAUUAUUUAUGUAUAAAAAACAAUUAUUCUCACUGUUAACAUAUUAUUUAUUUUAUAAACUAUAAAUAUAAAUAAAUUAUUAAUACAGUUUAAAAUUAUUUACAUGUAAAAACAAAUAAUAAUAAAAACUAUUGUUAUUUAAUAUGGAA
Molecule: messenger RNA, 2104 nt
Organism: Microplitis mediator
Lineage: Eukaryota; Metazoa; Arthropoda; Insecta; Hymenoptera; Braconidae
Exons: 4
Coding region: 106-633 (175 amino acids)
Source: RefSeq, a predicted model, not a curated record